Molecule: messenger RNA, 771 nt
Organism: Diabrotica virgifera virgifera (western corn rootworm)
Lineage: Eukaryota; Metazoa; Arthropoda; Insecta; Coleoptera; Chrysomelidae
Exons: 2
Coding region: 1-771 (256 amino acids)
Source: RefSeq, a predicted model, not a curated record
AUGGAUAGUGGUAAUUUAAUAGAAGAAAUUUUAGUUUUCCCGUUGACAAACAAUUCUACUGGAGCCAUAGAUGAUCGUGGUGAAUACACAAACGUACAGUGGUCAAGUAACGCCACAAAAAUCCUUAUAGAGCUAUAUAAAAAGUACAGAGACUCGGUGGGAAAACUAAAGAUGAAGAGUCUCAAAAAAAUGUGGCAGGUAAUUGCAUCAAAGUUUAUAAGUAUGGGGCUAAAUUACUCUGCCCUAAAUUGCGAGAAUCGCUUCAAGGUACUCGAAAGAAAUUAUAAGAAAUUCGUCGAUAACCAAAACAAAACUGGACGUGGUAGACGGGUUUUCGAGUACUUUGAAGAGAUGAAUGAGUUAUAUGGAGGCAAAAAGAAUGUGUUUCUCAGAGUCUUAUUGACUGCUACAGAAGCCAUUGUGCCAUUAAGUAUGCCAGUAAGUGAACCAGGACCAUCCAAGAUUAGACCUCCAGAACCAGCCAUUAGCGAAGAGCCUGUAACUGUAGAUGUUGUAAGAGCCACAACAUCCAAGAAGAAGGUAGAAAGUAGAUCAAAGAGUGGAAAGAUGACUGCUUUGGAAGGAAUAAGGAAGGAUCUGCGAGAGCAUAGAAGACGUAAAUAUUUUCUUUUAAAAACGAGAUAUGCUCAAAGGUGUGAAUAUGAAAAACAAAAGAUUAAUGCCAUAAAGCGACAAACUGUUGUUUUAAAGAAGAUAGCAGAAAAAUUGGCUAGAAGUGAUUCUAGGAAUCUGAGGAAUAGUGAUGAAUGA